AAAACAAUUAGAAAAGUUUCAUUCCUGAUUUUCAUUUUCAGCAGUAUUUUUUCGGUAUGUCUGCUCAUCCUUAAUCGUUCUUAACCAUUUCCUGUUUGACCUAACUACUUAGUUGGUUAAGAAAAAUAUUCAAAGCAAAAAUAUCCUUCAACCGGAGGAUCAACGAGUGGAGACUCGUUCUGCUCAAUCAUUUCAUAAUGGAGAUGCCAGGGAACAUAAGAAACCCUAAUUUAUUCGGUAGCAUAAGUGCUGUAAACAGCUUGAAUGGAAGUAACAAUUUGGAGAAUCGUUUUUUAAAAAUGAAGAUGCUGGUGACUGCCGUUGAGCAGUACUUAGAAACGAGGAACGAUGAUCAACUUAACAUGAUCAAUCAAUAUCUGCAGGGGCUGAGUUUGAGUUUGGACUUGAGCCUGUACGAUCCGGACACAAACAUGGCAGGCAAUUUUUUUCUGAGUAUUUAUGAGCUCAUGAACAACUUGGAACCGAGAUCUCUGACAAGUUGGCACUGUGUGGAUGUGCUUUUAAAUUGCUGCAAAAACUCGGGGGCUCGAAAAGCUCUGAUGACCACCUACAAGUUCUUGCCAUGCCUUGCCAGGAUGAUGUGCGACCAAUUGCCCACCAAAAAGAAAGUCAGCUUGCUUAGACUGGUGCAAAACAUAACUUGCGGCAUCAAAAUUCAAUGGCAGAUUCCCCACAUAACACACUUGAUUACUAGUUUGUGCAAGUGGAUUGAAAGGCAGCAGCCGGAUCACGAAGUUCUGGAACUCUCCUUGGCUGUUCUGGUAAACCUGUGCUACAAGAACGUAUCCAGCGUGUACAUAUUACAACAUCAUACCGAUUUGAAAAAGUUCAUCAGGAUGUGUCUCUCAUUGAAGGGCAUGAUUGUUGAAUUGUACGUGUGUGAAAUGGCUCUGAUUCUGGAAGACAUUUCAGGAUAUAUUCCUGGCGUCUUGUUCCCUAAGCUCAUAGACAACACUUUCAUGGCCUGUAUAGAGACUUACAGGAAAAGGGACAAUCUCGUGUUUAAGCAAGUGAUUGAAUUCUUUAUGGUGUUUGCCAAGAAUAAUCCUGCAAUGACUUCCGCACUGGCUGCCUACGACAAGUAUGGUGAGCGCGUUGGCAGCAUUUUGGAACUAAUUGAACGAUCAAGUGACCAAAGCGACCAAGACCUGGAAUGUGUUGAGGCACUUCUAGAAUUCAUCGAUUUCUUGAUCGAAGCGAAAGUGCCUCAAAUAUCCAGCCUCUACGGCAGGAUAAUACCAUUGGCCUUAAACUGGAUGCAAGAAAUGACUACAUCUUACCGAGCUCUCUCCGUGCUUCGCGACAUCGCCAUUAAUGUGGAUCAAAACGAAAGCAAAAUCUUGGAAUUUCUCAUGGCCAGUUUGAGAAUGUUCAUGUUCACUCUAAAGUGCUGCCAAGAUGAAAAAAUGAUGGCCAGCACCGAUUUCAUAAAGCGACUAGGAGCGCUUUUGCAGUUGUUGACGGCAAUGAUUCAAGUUGAGUCGAUGCGUGAAAAGGUCAUGCAGGAAAUACAGCAGGAUGUGUUUCGAAGCAUCUUCGCUUCUUUGCUGGGGGACAGCUCGCCUCGCUCUGGAGACUCGCCUAGUUCCUGCAAAAUAGAAGCUGUAAAUUUGUACCUUUAUGCGCUGGCACUGCUAGCUAAGCUAGCUGAGCGCAGUAAUGAGUGGCUGGAUUAUUUAAAUGAACUGCUACAUGACAGGCAAAUCCAUGUUGUUAUUGCCCAAGCGAUUAGCCGCAGUCCACCUAAUGUGAAGCAAUUGGCGCUGGAACUUUCGUUGACCUGUUCGCGUAAAGUCUCAUUCGCUUUAGCUAAUCUACAGUCCUUCAUGUCAACAGGUAUAUUAGGCAAUUUUAUUCCUUCCGCCCAUCUGUGCAAGGUGGUUUUCUUUGCAGACACUUGUGGACAUCUCAACAUCUCUGCGGAUGUUGGCGUAGGCUUAAUACCAGUCGUACAAUCUGAGAGAUUGAAUAUUCUGCUGGAAAAUAUCGAGAAGGCAAUUGCAAGAAAUGAAAUCGACAACGUGGCAACCUCAGAGCUGAUGGAGUGUUACAAUUUUAAGAUUUCCUACCUUGCGCAAGCAGAAAGAGCGGCGCUUUCCAGUUUGGAAGCGUCUACUAAACACUGCACACAUUUGCAACACAGAAUAUCGCGUCUAACGCCCGAAAAUGCCAGACUUCAACAAUCCGAAUUGCACAUAACUCGAAAACUGGAAGAAGUAACGACAAAGGCCGAAGAUUUAGAGAAUAAAUUGCGAAAUUUUCGGAAUAAAUGCGAUGCUGAGAAAGGACGGUACAAAGUUCUACAUUCGCAGUUCUUGGAAAAAGACAAAGCUUUGGGCGAGUGUAGGGCGUCAUUAGCAGACGCUGAAAACCAACUGGCCAAGUUGCAGAGUGCACUUGACGACUUGGAGGAGACACGUAAAAAACAAGAAAAGCAAGAACAAUUGGCGAAAGAGCAGAUUACAAAGGCCGAAGAAAGUAACAAGAAUUUGGCAACGCAAAUUCAAGACUUGGAGAAGACUUUGAGGGAAAAGGAGAAAUUAUUAAAGGACACUAGAAUUGAUUUAGAGCUGAAAACGAACAUUAUUAAUAAUAUUACGAGAAUGGCUACAUCUUCUUUGGCGAGAUGAAGUAUUAGUAGUAGCAACUAGUUAGUUUGUUUCUAAAACUUACUGUAACUUACAUACCUAUUUUAAUGCUGCAAUAAAUUGAAGCUAGCAAAAG
This is a messenger RNA of Dendroctonus ponderosae (mountain pine beetle), 2745 nucleotides long. RefSeq lists its product as uncharacterized. Lineage: Eukaryota; Metazoa; Arthropoda; Insecta; Coleoptera; Curculionidae. The record is from RefSeq and is a predicted model, not a curated record. The coding region runs from base 198 to 2651 and encodes 817 amino acids. The transcript is spliced from 10 exons.